AUGAAUCUUACAAAAGAAGUUGAUUUCGGACCGAUUCGUGGAAGGGGUCUUGUUGCUGCUCAAUUUAUAAAUCCUGAAGACAUUCUUUUUUCAGAAGACCCUCUUAUAUGCUGUCAGUUUUCAUGGAACAAGCUCUAUGGAUAUAAAGCUUGCGAUCAUUGUUUAUGUCCACUCGAAACAUCGGAGGAGAAUGCUAGAAGACUUACUAACAAUCCGUCGCUUGUAUUACCUUAUCCAGAGGCAUCGUUUCACUGUAGCCAAACUGUUCACUGUCCUAAUUGCUUAGCUAACUACUGUUCCCCAAACUGUCUCGAAUCAGCUGCUCUUACAUAUCAUUCUCCAAUGUGUAUGGCAUCCAUCGAAAAAGGCAAGGAAAAUCCGUUAGAAAAAUUAGACAUAAUCUGGCGACAGUCUCAUUAUCCUCCAGAAAGUGGUACUAUCUUUUUACUCGUUCGUAUUGCUGCUGCAUGUCUAUCAGCGUGUCUUAUUGGUUCAUCGACCUCACAGCAUUUAGUUGAAGCACUAAGACAGUUUGUUUCUAGUACAAGUGCAAUGAUCAAUGAAAAUGCAAAUGAUAUUCUCUAUCAUCAAAUACUUGGUGAUCAGUUUGCUACAUAUAUCGAAGAGAUUCAUAGUGCAUUUAUUGAAGUACUCUUAUUUUUAUGUCAAAAGUUUAGUCAUGCUACAUCUUAUGAUGAAUGCAUUCAAACCCUGCAAAAAGCCGGGAUAAACACAUUAUUAGAGAAAAAUCAUUUUACAAGUGCUUUAUGUCUGAUUAGUCGUAAUGGUCAAGGUAUUGCAACAAGUGCUUUCAGUGUCUGGGUUAAUCAGGCUGGAAAAUUAGUUGAUACAACAAAUGAACAAACAUCUAAUGAAUUUAAUUCGUUUGUCGACCGGCUAUACUCGGCAAUUGAUGAUCACGUCGGUUCUUUUUUGGACAACGAAGGGGUCGGUUUAUAUUACUACCAAAGUCGGAUUAAUCAUAGUUGUUCACCGAAUGCAAUAAUUCGUUUCAGUGGAGUCAAUAGUCGACUAUCUGUGGUUGCAUUGACACCGAUUCAAGAAGGUGAAGAAGUCACUAUCUCCUAUUUGGAUCAUUGUCUACAAUCACGUGGUCGUCACACAAGACGUAAAUACUUAUCAUCAAAUUAUUUGUUUUGGUGUGAUUGCCCUAAGUGUGAAAUGGAAAAGAUUGAUGGUGCAUUAAGCGUGACAUCCUCAUCUGAAGACGAUGAAGAUGGUGAUGACUAUUGUACUCAACAAGGCAAAUGUGAAUAAUUUCAUGAAAACUCGUCAUACCCUCCCACCCAACCACUCACCCUCAAUACACAUGAAAUAAGCUAUUUUGACAAAUUCUUUGUAUGAUAAUUUGUGUAAAAUAAAAUUCAAAUCAUGAAUAAUCCUUUUGGUAAUUGUUCUUGCUCUGUUACGUUGUUAUUGAUUGACUGAACAAUUGUUUGAUAAAGAUAUCUGUGUCCAGCUCAAACUAAAAUAGACGUGAAGUAGAAUACCAGUCUCUUUACAGAUUGUCAAAAUUUAAGCGUUUGCACGACUGAGAAAGUCACGUAGCUAACUCUUAAUUUAACUCUUUUUUGUCAUUAGUUAGUCACUAUUGAAAAUUAUCUCUGAACAUGGGUAAUUCUAAACAAAUCAAGAAUUAAUAUUACCAUUAAGUCAGAAGUGAAAUCAGUCUUAAUCCACAUUUACUAUGCACGACAAACAUUGUGAAACGUAGAAAAUUAUGACAAGAACCAAUUCAGAUUGCUUUUAUUUAAAGACUGGACGAAAAACAGUUCAGUAUUUAUGCCUCCCUCUUAAUUGUAGUAUACCAAGACAAACGUUUGCAUAAAUUCUAGAAGGGAAGGUCAAUAGAGCCAUGGGCUAGUAGCUAAGGUGUUCAACCUUCAGCCAUCAAGUCCCGGGUUCAAACCCCACCCCAUCUGCUCCUCUUUGGCAACUAGGUUGUAAAAUAAGCCUUCACAUUUAAAGUGUGCCUGAUACCCAAGAAAUGAGAACCAAACCCUUUUUCAAAAAAUGACACUAAUGUAUAGCUUUGGCUUAACGGCUAAAACACUCGGUGUUAGAUUUAUGUUUUAUAACUGUAUUACUCAUGGGUAACGCGUUUUUACGUCACAAUCCUCUUUCGUACGCUUCAUCGAAUAAUCGUG
Messenger RNA from Schistosoma curassoni, 2168 nucleotides. The record is from the annotation of a GenBank genome assembly. Lineage: Eukaryota; Metazoa; Platyhelminthes; Trematoda; Strigeidida; Schistosomatidae.